Messenger RNA from Sphaeramia orbicularis (orbiculate cardinalfish), 5508 nucleotides. Its product is annotated as rho GTPase-activating protein 23-like. Bases 528 to 5348 code for a protein of 1606 amino acids. Lineage: Eukaryota; Metazoa; Chordata; Actinopteri; Kurtiformes; Apogonidae. The transcript is spliced from 24 exons. The record is from RefSeq and is a predicted model, not a curated record. Gene Ontology annotation, molecular function: protein binding. Gene Ontology annotation, biological process: signal transduction.
UUCUGUAAUCAAACACAUAGCCUAAAUGAAACAAAUUAGUCAUCUGAUGGUCUUGUUAGCUUGUUGACCAGAGAUAAACCAAUUAAUCAACACUAAUAAGAAAAAAAAUGCAAGUGCAAUGAGUCGACCAGAGGAAUCUACGACCUGAAAGCAAAAAAAGUCAACUUGGAUUAAACUUCACUUCUAUUUGACUGUGACAUUAGCGUCAGAUUUCAUUUCCCGGUCAACAAGUUAGCCGUCUGAUGGUCUUGUUGGUGUAACUUCUUGAUAAACCAACCAAUCAGCACUAAUAAGAAACUUAUAUCAGAAAAAAGCGAAUGCGAUGAGUCGACCAGAAGAAUCUACGAUAAAAACAACAUGGAUUGAACUUGGCUUUUAUUUAACUUCAGCGUCAUUGGCGUCCAUUUCCCCGUCGUCUUCUUGUGAUGCUCGGGCUUCAGGUUGGGCGUAGGUGUGGGUGGAUGUGACUGGCGGGUAUCGGACCCUCGUAGCGCCGGCGUUCACGCGUGUUCGGAUGUGGACGUGCUAUGCUGAGGGUGUCGGGUGUCGCUCCAGCUCCGUCGGGCCACGAGUGGCGCUUCCAGUGCUCCGUCGGCGUGGACUGUAGCGACGCCGAGCCUCGCUGCAUCUGGCUGGCGGUUUUAAGGGGCGUUUCGCCUCGAUCCUCGCCGCGACCGACCCCUAUCGCAUCGCCACGGAGACGGGGCUCCCAGAGGGUCAUACAGCGCCAUCGCUUGACCUGGGCUAAAGGGCGGAGAGAUGGCAUGGUGUCGUCCAAUGAGAACAGACGGCGGCCUCUGUCGUCGGGCGAGGUGGAGGGCGUGUCGUGGCAGGGCCCGCGGACCAUCUUCCUCCAGAAGAACUUGCAGGGGUUCGGCUUCACCCUCCGCCACUUCAUCGUGUACCCGCCGGAGUCGUCGCUGCACAGCCUCAAGGAUGAAGAGAAUGGAAACGCAACUGGAAAAGGUUGUCCACGGUCCCGUCUGGAGCCGAUGGACACCAUCUUUGUAAAGAGCGUAAAAGAAAACGGUCCGGCCCAGAUGGCAGGACUGUGUACAGGGGACAGACUGGUGAAGGUGAAUGGGGAGAGCAUUCUGGGAAAAACCUACUCUCAGGUCAUCGCACUCAUACAAAACAGUGAAAACAUCCUGGAACUGUCCAUCAUGCCAAAAGAUGAGGAUGUGUUGCAGUUGGCGUACUCCCAGGACGCCUACCUGAAAGGCAAUAAGCCGUACACCGGUGAGGCUCAGAGCCUCCCGGAGCCCCCACCCCUCUGUUACUCCACCGCCAAGUCCAGCCCCGCCCCCCAGCCCGGCCACGCCCUCCACAGCCCCCUGGACAACUGGCAGUGCCGCCCCGCCCCCGCCACCUCGCCCCUGGACAACCGCCCCCCUGCCGCUUCGACCCCGACCUCCGGCUGGUCCGGGGGUCCCGAGGACUCCGGCGCUCACUUCGGUCCACAGGGGCGUCACCGAGGUCGCUCCUCGUCGGCCAUCAGCGCGUUGGACUUUCAUUUCGCUAACCACAACGCCGCCAUCGCCUCGGCCACGCUGCCCCCACCGCGGAAGAGCAGCCUCCCGGCCUCGGCCCGAGCACACGCCGACGCCCUGUGCCACCAGGCGCUGUCGGACUGGUACUACAGCCAGGCGGAGGCGGCGGAGCGCAUGUCCCCUCGCCACCGCAGCAUAUCUCAGGAUCGCUUGGCAGAGCUGGGGCUGGGGUUGGCACUGGGACCCGCGCCUGGACCUGCCGCCGCCGCCGCCGAGCAACGCAGACGAGAAACCCUCAUGUACCACCACCAGGCGGCCGCUGCAUCCCACGACUCCUAUUGGCUCGGGGGUUGGGGCGGAGUCUCCGGACCAGGAAGCAAGUCGUGCUCUGAGAGUUUACUCGCCGCCUACGCCGAGUACGAGCACAACUACGGCCGCUCGGUGGAAACACUGGCACAAGCGUCCGCACUCGUCAAACCACACUACGAACACACUCCACAUCCUCAAACCGCCAAAUUCAGCGAGCAGAAGGAUCAUCAGCACCAGCCCGCCAUGACAUGUCCGGUCACGUCAUCCUCCACGGCGCCUCCCAGUGGCCGGCAGUCGGGUCAGCAGGUGGCCGAACCUCAGACCAGGCGGGUCAAAGAGGAGGAGCUGGUGGGCUACAGGAGCUACAGCCCCUCAUUCUCCCGUAAAGCCGGGCACCUCCUCCAACAGGCCCACUCCUUCAGGGACCCCACCCACAGCUGGAGCCCCGGCAGCAGGAGCAGCCCCUCGGACGGUGAGGGGGGGCCCUCCCCGAGGCCCCAGUCCACCCCCGCCAUGCCGGCCCCAGAGGACGACAGGUCCAGGCUCGGGGAGGACAGGGAUGUCCUGUCCCCGGUGUCCCUGAACCAGGAGGUGGUGCUGAGGCAGAAACCUCCCCCAGGACGUCGGACGCCCAAUCAGGUGCUUCGACAUCCCAACUAUGCAACCCCCGUCGAGUCUCCUGAGCCCCCGGGGUUGACCCCCUCACCGGGUGGGACCCCCUCCCCUGUUUCUGGAGGACCCGGUCCAACCCGGAGGGCCAACGGGAGCCUGGCCCAGCACGCAUACGACUCCCUGUCCUCCAUUCCAUUCAUAGAUGACCCCUCCAGUCCUAGCACUGACCUCCAGGCCUGCUAUGUCCCAGCCUGCUCUGUGGUGUCCAGUCACCGGGCCUCCACUAUGGCCUCCCUCACCUCCACCUUUGUCUCCCCCACCCCCUCCUCCAUCUCCCCCUUUGUCCAACUGCGUUCCCAGGACUGCAGCAGUAUUAAAAGUCGUCGUUCAUCGUACCUGUUGGCCAUCACCACCGAGAGGUCCAAGUCCUGCGACGAGGGUCUGAACACCUUCAGGGAAGAGGGACGGGUCUUCUCUAAACUACCAAAAAGGGUCAAGAGCUUUUUCAUCGACGGGUCUCUGGAAAGCCUGCGAGCCCAGGAGGAGGCCCGGUCCAAACGCCACUCCACCUCCGAACUGGGAACCAUCACCUUCAGCGACGUUCGCAAGGAAGGAUGGUUACACUACAAACAGAUUCUAACUGAGAAGGGAAAGAAAGUCGGAGGUGGCAUGCGACCGUGGAAACGCGUCUUCUCCGUCCUCCGCUCCCAUUCGCUCUUCCUCUACAAGGACAAGCGAGAGGCGGUGCUUCACGGGGCGGGGGCGGGGCCCGGCCAGGACGAGCACCCGCCCAUCAGCAUCCGCGGCUGCCUCAUCGACAUCGCCUACAGCGAAACCAAACGCAAGCACACGCUGAGGCUGACCACGCAGGACUUCUGCGAAUACCUGCUGCAGGCGGAGGACCGCGACGACAUGUUGGCAUGGAUACGAGUGAUCCGCGAGAACAGCAAGACGGACAACGAGGAGAUCGGUUUUUCCAGACAAGCUCUCAUCAACAAGAAGCUGAACGACUACAGAAAACACAGUUUGACAGGAAACAAACCGGACACGUCUCCCAGAAGCCACCGCAUGAUGCCGCCCUUCCUCCUCGCCAAAACCGACAACACAUCAGUGAACCGCGGCUCCAGGACAGACGACAACAAGGCGCUGUGGGGCAUCAACAUCAUGAAGAAGACCAAGAAGAGCGGCGCCCCCAAGGCCUUCGGCGUCCGCCUGGAGGACUGUCAGCCCGCCCUCAACCACAAAUUCGUUCCUCUGAUCGUAGAAAUGUGUUGCGGUGUGGUGGAGGCGUCAGGUCUUGAAUACACCGGCAUCUAUCGAGUCCCAGGAAACAACGCCAUGGUGUCCAACCUUCAGGAACAUCUGAACAAAGGCCUGGACAUCAACACGGCCGAGGAGCGAUGGCAGGACCUGAACGUCAUCAGCAGCCUCCUCAAGUCAUUCUUCAGGAAACUCCCAGAGCCGCUGUUUACAGACGACAAAUAUAACGACUUCAUCGAUGCCAAUCGAAUAGAAGACGCCGAGGACCGACUGAAGACCAUGAAGAAACUGAUCCACGACCUGCCGGAUCACUACUACCACACCCUGAAGUUCCUGGUGGGUCACCUGAAGAAGGUCGCAGACAACUCCGAGAAGAACAAAAUGGAGCCCAGGAACCUGGCCCUGGUCUUCGGUCCGACCCUGGUGAGGACGUCUGAGGACAACAUGACCGACAUGGUGACGCACAUGCCCGACCGCUACAAGAUCAUAGAGACGCUGAUCCUGCACUUCGACUGGUUCUUCAGCAACGGAGAACUGGACAAAGAGGAAAAGGCUCCUGAGGACAAACGGGACAUGCAGCCCGUCCCCAACAUCGACCACCUCCUGUCCAACAUCGGUCGGCCGGGGAUGCCCGGAGAGGCGUCAGAUUCCACCACCAGCGAUUCGCUUAAGUCGAAGCUUUCCUUGGGCUCCAAGAAAGACCUGAACGCCAAGGACUUCCUACCCAGGUCCUUCAUCUCAGCCGUGACCCGCAAACGCAAAAAAUCCCCGAGUACCAACCGUCAGGGAAGCAGCGCCGACGAGGAUUCCGAACACGAACCCGUCAAAUCCAGCAACUACAGAGGAGGAGAUGGAGGAGAUGAAGAAGAGGAGGAGGAGGAAGAGGAGGGAGACGAAGGUGUGGACCAGAAUAAAGUCCAGGAGGAACGGGAUGAAAAGGACGAUGGGGUCCAUCCUCAGGAGACCACGAUGGGAAAAGAGCGUCUGGUGGAAGAAACAGGAGCCGAAAGAGACGUAGGAACCAGAACUGGUGCUGAAGUAAAAACAGAAAGACGGCAGAAAACCACCUUACCUGGACCUGGACCUGGACCUGGACCUGGACCUGGACCACAGCCUCGUCCCAACAGUUUCCUGUACUCGCAUCACCAGGUCCAUUCAAUGCAUCCGAGACCCCCGACCGUGGCCCAUCCCGUCCCCCAUCUGCAGCCUCACAACCUGACCCGAGGACGCCCUAUAGUCCCCCUGUGGAUCUGCCCCACCAGAGUUCCCGGUCUUUACCAGGGACCCAGCUUUCACCCCCAGCUGGACUGGAACCCACCGGUCCGCUACAGGAAGACCAGAGGGGGGCGGACCAGGGCCAUGUCCAUGAAUCUGGACCUGGAACUGGGCAGGAGCGACGACAGGGUCCGGGGCUGGAGGGCAGACCGGGUGGAGGUGAUCCGAGUCAACGAGCGGGCGCCGGGCCAGCUCGGCGUCCCUCAGGGCUCGCUUCUGGGUCCUCAUUCGAUUCAACAAAUAGAUUCUCGAGGGGUCCAGGAGGCCCCGCCCCUGUCCUCAUCGUCCUCCAGAUGGACAGAUCAAACCUCCCCGGGGUCGUCGGGGGUCGUCCUGAGGAGGUCGGGCCUGGUCCCGCGAGACAAGAUGAGAGCCUGGCGUCGACACACGGUGGUGGUUUAACCCAUUAACGCAAUAAGCACUUACCCUUUACUUACGAACCCGAUCAGCUGAUCACUGAUGGAACCGCCGCAUCUCAACACUCGUUACAUUUGGCUUUAAUUAGUUCUGGAGUCGAGGAAGGUGAUGUGUUUACAUACAGUUGCAAAGUUUUAAUCCAAAA